AACAGGAUAGCAGUCACUCAGCUACAGAGCAGGGAACUCAAAAAAGCUACAGGUGCUCCUAACGCUGUUAUUGAAGCAACAUGAUGCUGCAGACUACUCUCGUGCUGGUUUGCCUGCUGGGUACCAGUCUGUCUCUCCCAAUGAGGAUAGGAAUCCUUGCAAGCAACAGCAAUGAGAUCCUGAGAUUCAAUGGGCUGACUCUGGCGACCCUGGGACAAACUCAAAUGCAGGGAUCUCCCAUGUUUCCCCCCUACGUCUUCCAGCAGCAGCCAGAAUUGAUGUACACCCCCCAGGUGGUCAACCUCAACCCUCAGAUUGGGAGCCCCUUCGGCCCCCAGGGCCCCCAGUUCAUGUACCCCAACCAGGGCACCCAGCAGCAGUUUGUGUACCCUCCCAACCAGGGCAACCAGCAGCAGUUUGUGUACCCUCCCAACCAGGGCAGCCAGCCGCUGAACCCAGUGUACCUCCCCAACAACCAGCAGGACCAGCUCGGGCCCCUGGCACCCAACGCCCCCUCAGGGCCCCAACAGCCACAGAACCCAGUGCAGGGCUACCCUUACUACGUCUACCCCCAGAGGAACCAGGUGAUCCAGCCCAACCAGGGCCAGGUGAACCAGUUGAACCAGCCGAACCAACAGACCCCCCUGGACCGAACAACGCAGAAACCACAGCUCCCCCUGCAGGUGUGGACAUGUUGGUUCGGAGCGUCUUACAGGGGAUUUUAG
Molecule: messenger RNA, 725 nt
Organism: Gadus morhua (Atlantic cod)
Lineage: Eukaryota; Metazoa; Chordata; Actinopteri; Gadiformes; Gadidae
Gene: odam
Product: odontogenic, ameloblast associated
Exons: 6
Coding region: 81-725 (214 amino acids)
Source: RefSeq, a predicted model, not a curated record